AGAAUGAGUUUAGUUUGAUCCCUUCCGUUGUGGUGAGCUCACCUGAAGCUGGUCGCUUGUCUAUAUAUUACCCUGCCUCCUGCACAGUGCACACCCCUCUACUCCGCAGCUUGCACAUCUGCUACCUGCCGUCUCUCUGCACCCAGCCCUUUGGCAAGACCUUUCUUCUUAGCUUGUAUUUCUCCUCCAGCAGCAACAGUUCAGUGCCAGUUCUGGUGACUAACUGCAUCUGUAGCGUUGGCAUCUGGGCGCCCACGGCGCCGGCAGGGGCACAGCCGUCCCCUUCAGCUGGUAUCCACUUAAUCUUCUCUUCCAUCUGUGUAUAUGUCCUGAUUCGUCUGAUUCCAUAUCUAGCAUAAUUUUUACGGUCCUGCUCUUCCAUUGUCUUGAGCUUAAUCUUCACUUCUUGGUUGAUCACAUGCAGGUACAUCGAUAACAACCCAACGAUGGAGACGGCCGGGAUCCGCGCGGCGACCUGGGUGGUGGGCAAGGCGCUGAGCCCGCUGUCUGGCGGCUUGCUGGAGGCAUGGGGUGCUAGUUCCAUGCUCGGAUCCAACAUGGAGGACUUGAAGAUGCAGCUGCUGUACGCACAUGCCAUGCUCAACAACGUCCAAGGCAGGGAGAUCCACAACCCUGCCUUGGGUGAGCUACUAGACAAGUUGCGGCAGCUCGCGUAUGGGGCAGAUGAUUUGCUGGACGAGCUCGAUUACUUCCGCAUCCAGGAUGAGCUCGACGGUACCUACCAUUCUGCUGACGCGCAUGCUGCAGGCUGUGUCCCAGACCUCGUCCUCAACGCUCGCCAUACGGUCAGAUCUUGCGUGAAUAAGGUCAAGCUACCAGCAUGCUCGCGUGCUGCCACACGUGAUGAGCAACAAGAUGGUGUCAAGCAAGGAUGCUUUUCUCGCAUAUGCUCGUGUGGCAGGUGUGAUAUCUGCUCCUUACCACCAUCACCCGCAAGCCAGGUUGGCCUGGAGGUUGACAAAGGAUGCGUGCCGAAGGUUGCCUCCAGUGCUCGAGACGCCGCCCGUACCGUCGGUAAACACUUUCCGUGCUAUUCUUUUCCGUCCGUUCACGAUGAUGAUUCUGACACUAGCGUACGUGAACAACGAUUUGUCUGUGGUGCCUGGCAGUCCUCCAAGGCACCACAGAGGAAUCAUGACGCACAAGCACCAAGGUUAAAAUUUGAUAGAGUUGAAUUGUCUAAAAAAAUUAGGGACAUCGUAGAACAGCUGAAGCCCGUUUGUGCGAUGGUUUCCACCAUUCUUAAUCUUGAGCUACUUGGCUCCAGCCGUACCCCUAGUAAGGAAACUGCUAUGAACAGAGCCCAAACCACCCCAGAUAUCGUAGAGCCUAAGUUAUACGGGAGGGAUAGCCAAAAAAUUUUUGUUGAAAAUGAAAUUGUUAACGGUGAAUAUUGUGCACUUACCGUGCUUCCUGUUGUUGGCCCGGGCGGUAUUGGCAAGACAACAUUCAUACAACACAUAUAUGAUCAGAUGAAGAGCCAUUUCCAGAUACCCAUCUGGGUAUGUGUCUCUCUCGAUUUUAAUGCAAGUAGGUUGGCAAAUGAAAUUGUGAAAAGGAUCCCCAGAGUUGAUAAUGAAAACAAUAAUUGCAGUGAUGAAGAGCUUAUCAAGCAAAGAAUCAAAGGGAAGAGGGUUUUACUUGUUUUAGAUGAUGUGUGGACACAUCAUGAGAGCGACUGGACAAAACUAAUAGCUCUAUUUAAAAAAGAGGGGGCAAAAGGUAACAUGGUUAUAGUCACGACUCGAAUACCCAAGGUAGCAAACAAGGUUAAGACAACUAAGUGCUCACUAGAAUUGGAGCGACUAUCUCCCAAAGAUAUUAUGGCUUUCUUUGAAGAAUGUGUAUUUGGUGACCAGAAACCAUGGGUUGACCAUCCAGGAUUAGAUGAAGUUGGGAGCAAAAUAGUGGAGAAGCUGAAGGGUUCUCCUCUUGCAGCAAAAACUGUGGGUAGAUUACUAAGAAAAAAACUUACAGUAGACUACUGGGUAAGCAUUCUGGAAAGCAAAGAGUGGGAAUCACAAACAAACGACAAUGAUAUUAUGCCUGCUUUAAAGCUCAGCUAUGAUUAUCUUCCUUUCCAUCUACAAAAAUGUUUUUCGUAUUGUGCUUUGUUUCCUGAAGAUUACGAAUUUGGUAGAGAAGAGCUCGUUCACUUGUGGAUUGGACUAGAUAUAUUACAUUUGUGUGAUAUGAACAAAAAAAGAAUUGAAGAUGUUGGACUUUUCUUUUUAAAUGAAUUGGUUAAUCAUGGAUUUUUUAAAAUAACUAAUAAUCAGGAUGGAAGGCCUUUUUAUGUAAUCCAUGACCUACUACACGAGUUGGCGGUGCAUGUUUCAUCGUCUGAAUGUCUUAGCAUAUAUAGCUCUAACGUGAAGGACAUACAAACCCUCCCUACGGUACGUCACUUGUCUAUUAUCGUGGAUAGCACAGAUGUCAAGAAUAGAAUGUCUUUUAAAGAUUAUAAUGAUAAUCUGAGUGCACUAGGGAAAAGAUUGAAAGUACAAAAUCUACAUACUUUAAUGUUGUUUGGAGAUUACCAUGGAAAUUUUGCCAAAACUUUUGGUGGUUUGUUUAGGGAGGCUAAAGCCAUUCGCGUCAUUUUCUUGUCCGGAGCGUCAUACGAUGUGGAUGAUAUAUUCCACAACUUUGCAAAACUUGUCCAUCUUCGCUACCUAAGGAUCAAGCCAUUGUCUCGCAGGAUCUUGUCCUUACCAAGCGUGUUAUUCAGAUUGUAUCAUUUAGAGGUUAUUGAUCUAAGCAACGCGGAUCAUUGUGUUAUUUCAACUAGAUAUAUGAGCAACCUUGUAAAAAUACGUCACUUUAUUGUGCAAAAGGACAAGUUUCACCUUCAUUCUAACAUUUUUAGGGUGGGAAAACUAAAAACAAUUCAGGAAUUAAAGGAAUUUAGGGUGAGAAAGGAGAGUGAGGGUUUUGAACCGAGUCAGCUUGGGCAAUUGACCGAGCUUAGGGGAUCACUUGGCAUUUAUAAUCUUGAAAAGGUGAAAACAAAAGAAGAAGCAAAUGAAUUAAAACUGAUACAUAAUAAACACUUACGAGAACUCAUGUUAGAAUGGAAUCCUGAGCGUUCUAAAAAGAAUCCUUUACAAGAAGAAAAUAUUCUUGAAAGUCUUGUACCCCAUAGCAGUCUUCAAGAGCUACACAUUAAAGGGCAUGUGGGCACUAAUUGCCCAUCCUGGCUCUGUGAUAAUCUCUCAGUUAAAUGUUUGGAAUCUCUUUGUCUUGAUGGUGUAUCGUGGAAGAAUCUUCCGCCUCUAGGAGAGAUGUGGAUGGUUAAUGAGCGUGGUGAAGAGUAUCAGUGUUGUAGUAUCUCACCUCCAAGCUUUCAUAAUUUGAAAAGGCUGCAAUUAAGCAACAUAUUUAGUUUAACAAAAUGGGUUGGAAAUGGUGCUUGUGCUUUUUUCUCCCACUUGGAAGUGUUCAUCGUAAAAAAUUGUUCCAAACUUACAGAGUUACCUUUUUCACAUCCUACUUGCUGUCAAGCACAACAAGACGAGAAAAUGGCUUGGUUUCCUAAACUACGAGAGCUUGUUAUUGUAGACUGCCCAAAACUAGCGUCGUUGCCUCCUAUCCCUUGGAGGAUUCAUGCUCCAUGCUCUGCUGAGCUACAAAGUGCGGGAUCAGAUUUUGAGAAGCUCAUUUACAAAAGAAUAGAUGGAAAUGAAGUACGGGUGGAAGUUGAGGGAAAACAUGGUGACGGUGAUGUGUUGUGGAAUGUGUUGAAUUUCUCUAAUCUAGCCGAUGUGGAAUAUUUGCAUAUGGAGAGAUGUUCUCUCCUGCCGUUGAAUCACAUGCGAGUGCUAACUUCUCUGAAAAAGAUCGAGAUAGUAGGUUGUUUGAGUAGCAUCUUGCCAUGGGGUCAAGGCGUGGGUCAUGGCAUAUACCGGUUUCCAUGUGAAUACUUUGAAAUCACUCGGUGUGAUACUAGUGGGGAAGAAUUGACGCUGCUGCUCUCAUUCUUUCCGGAGCUCUCGAUCUUGACAAUAGGUGAUUGUAAGAAUAUAACUAGGUUGGGUGUGGCGGAGAAUGCAAAAACUGCUACGGAAGAGCAGCAACAGGCAAGAGGUGAUAAUAACGAGGAAAUAAUAACAGCAGCGACAGCAUCACAAGGACUGCUGCUCUUGCCUUCCAAGAUACAGCACUUGCGUAUUUAUGGCUGUUUCUCCAAUCCAUCGAACGCACGUGGAGGUGGGCUCCAACAUCUGCACUCCCUCCGCACCUUGUCUAUCAGAAGUUGUCCCGAGUUCUUCUCCUCUACUGUUUCGUCCUCCUCUUUUCUCCCUUUUCCGACCUGCCUGCAACACCUCACCCUAGAUGGCGUUAAGCACAUGGAGACGCUGCACGCCAUCUCAAACCUCACCUCCCUCACCGGAUUAGAGAUGGGAUCACUUGGGGAGGCAAGCCGAGGGCUUGUGGCCUCUCCUCGCCCACGGCCGCCUCACAAAACUGGAGCUCCAUGCUGCCUCCGGUUUCUUCGCCGAUCCCGACCCCUCACGGCCGCAUGACACCGAUGUGUUUUCCCGUUCCUCCAAGCUCUUGGAUCUGACCACGGGAAGCAAAACAGGAGUCCUUGCCGCGUCGAUCUGCAGCCUCCUCUCUUCCACCCUCACCAGAUUGAAUCUCAGCUUCGACAACGAGCUGGAG
Molecule: messenger RNA, 4686 nt
Organism: Lolium perenne
Lineage: Eukaryota; Viridiplantae; Streptophyta; Magnoliopsida; Poales; Poaceae
Source: RefSeq, a predicted model, not a curated record